AGUCGCGCGCCGCGCUAUUCGCGCGGGAGUGGGACGGCGGCGCGCUGGGGCUGUAGGUAGGUGGGAACGGAAGCCACAGCCAGGAAGAGAGACCGCCAGGAUGGCGACACCGAGCAGGAAAACGUCCACUCAAAGCCCCCUGGCCUCCAAGAGAGCUCUCAUGAGUGAUCCCUCGUCGGAAGUCCCGAGCAAGAAAAAGAGUUCGGUCCCGCCGGCUGCGCCACCGCCACUGCCGUCGUCCGGGCCUUUCGUGGAAGGCUCUAUAGUCCGCAUCGCGAUGGAGAACUUCCUGACAUAUGAUGUCUGUGAAGUAUCUCCUGGGCCCCACUUGAAUAUGAUUAUUGGAGCUAAUGGAACAGGGAAGUCCAGCAUUGUGUGUGCCAUUUGCCUUGGAUUAGCAGGCAAACCUGCUUUCAUGGGACGGGCAGAUAAGGUUGGCUUUUUUGUGAAGAGAGGAUGUUCCAAAGGCAUGGUUGAAAUUGAAUUGUUCAGGACUUCUGGAAACCUUGUAAUCACUCGCGAGAUUGAUGUGGCAAAAAAUCAGUCCCUUUGGUUCAUCAACAAAAAAUCUGCAAACCAAAAAAUAGUAGAAGAGCAAGUUGCAGCCUUAAAUAUUCAAGUGGGCAAUCUUUGCCAGUUUCUACCUCAGGAUAAAGUUGGAGAGUUUGCUAAACUCAGUAAAAUUGAACUCCUUGAAGCUACCGAGAAGUCAAUUGGUCCUCCAGAAAUGCACAAAUACCACUGUGAACUGAAAAACUUCAGGGAGAAAGAAAAACAACUAGAGACCUCAUGCAAACAGAAAACUGAAUAUCUAGAGAAAAUGAUUCAGAGGAAUGAAAGAUAUAAACAAGAUGUGGACAGGUUCUAUGAACGUAAGCGACAUUUAGAUUUGAUUGAGAUGCUUGAAGCAAAAAGGCCAUGGGUGGAAUAUGAAAAUGUUCGUCAGGAAUAUGAAGAAGUAAAACUAGCUCGGGACCAAGCAAAGGAAGAGGUCAGAAAACUUAAAGAAAGUCAGAUUCCUAUAACAGAACGCAUUGAAGAAAUGGAAAGGCAGCGUCACAUUUUGGAGGCUCGAAUCAAAGAGAAGGCAUCAGCUAUUAAGGAGACAUCUCAAAAAUGCAAACAUAAGCAAGAUGUUAUAGAAAGAAAAGAUAAACAAAUUGAAGAGCUUCAGCAGGCUUUAACAGUAAAACAAAAUGAAGAGCAUGACCGACAGAGGAGAAUAAGUAACACCCGCAAAAUGAUAGAAGAUUUGCAAAAUGAGCUGAAGACCACAGAAAGCUGUGAGAACCUCCAACCCCAAAUUGAUGCUGUUACAAAUGAUCUGAGACGAGUCCAAGAUGAGAAGGCACUCUGCGAAAGCGAGAUGAUUGAUAAGCGAAGAGAGAGGGAAACUCUAGAGAAGGAGAAGAGGAGUGUAGAUGAUCACAUUAUACGUUUUGACAAUCUUAUGAAUCAAAAAGAAGAUAAACUGAGACAGAGAUAUCGUGAUACCUAUGAUGCUGUUCUGUGGCUAAGAAAUAACAGAGACAAAUUUAAGCAAAGAGUCUGUGAGCCCAUAAUGCUCACGAUAAAUAUGAAAGAUAAUAAAAAUGCCAAAUACAUUGAAAAUCAUAUUCCAUCAAAUGACCUGAGGGCUUUUGUGUUUGAAAAUCAAGAAGAUAUGGAGGUUUUCCUCAAAGAGGUUCGUGACAAUAAAAAAUUAAGAGUAAAUGCUGUUAUUGCUCCUAAGAAUUCAUAUGCAGAAAAAGCGCCUUCAAGAUCUUUGAAUGACCUGAAACAAUAUGGAUUUUUCUCUUAUUUGCGAGAAUUGUUUGAUGCCCCUGACCCUGUCAUGAGUUAUCUUUGCUGCCAGUAUCACAUUCAUGAAGUUCCUGUAGGAACUGAAAGAACCAGAGAAAAAAUUGAACGGGUAAUACAGGAAACCCGAUUAAAACAAAUUUAUACAGCAGAAGAAAAGUAUGUGGUGAAAACUUCUUUUUAUUCAAACAAAGUCAUUUCAAGUAACACAUCCCUAAAAGUAGCUCAGUUUCUCACAGUCACCGUGGAUCUAGAGCAAAGACGACACUUAGAAGAACAGCUGAAGGAAAUUAAUAGAAAAUUGCAAGCAGUAGAAUCAGGAUUGAUUGCCUUACGUGAGACAAACAAGCAUCUGGAACAUAAAGAUAAUGAACUUAGACAAAAGAAGAAGGAGCUUCUUGAAAGGAAAACCAAGAAAAGACAACUGGAACAAAAAAUUAGUUCUAAACUAGGAAGUUUAAAGCUGAUGGAACAGGAUACUUGCAAUCUUGAAGAGGAAGAACGAAAAGCAAGUACCAAAAUCAAAGAAAUAAAUGUUCAAAAAGCAAAACUUGUUACUGAAUUAACAAACUUGAUAAAGAAUUGUACUGCUUUACAUAUACAAAAAGUAGAUUUAAUUCUUCAAAAUACUACAGUGAUCUCUGAGAAGAACAAAUUGGAAUCAGAUUAUAUAGCAACCUCAUCACAGCUACGUAUCACAGAGCAACAUUUCAUUGAGUUGGAUGAAAAUAGACAGAGAUUAUUGCAGAAAUGCAAGGAACUUAUGAAGAGAGCUAGGCAAGUAUGUAACCUGGGUGCAGAGCAGACUGUUCCUCAAGAAUAUCAGACACAAGUACCCACCAUUCCAAAUGGACACAACUCCUCACCCCCCAUGGCUUUCCAAGAUCUUCCGAACACCUUGGAUGAAAUUGAUGCUUUAUUAACUGAGGAAAGAUCAAGAGCAUCUUGCUUCACAGGACUCAAUCCUACAGUUGUUGAGGAAUACACGAAAAGAGAAGAAGAAAUAGAGCAAUUAACUGAGGAACUAAAGAUAAAGAAAGUUGAACUGGAAAAAUAUAGGGAAAACAUUUCACAGGUAAAAGAAAGGUGGCUUAAUCCUUUAAAAGAGCUGGUAGAAAAAAUUAAUGAAAAAUUUAGCUAUUUUUUUAGUUCUAUGCAGUGUGCUGGUGAAGUUGACCUCCAUACAGAAAAUGAGGAAGACUAUGAUAAAUAUGGAAUUCGAAUUAGAGUUAAAUUUCGCAGUAGUACUCAGUUGCAUGAAUUAACUCCUCAUCAUCAAAGUGGAGGUGAAAGAAGUGUUUCUACUAUGUUAUACUUGAUGGCACUUCAGGAGCUCAAUAGAUGUCCAUUUCGAGUAGUUGAUGAAAUCAAUCAGGGAAUGGACCCAAUUAAUGAACGAAGAGUGUUUGAAAUGGUUGUAAAUACUGCUUGUAAAGAAAACACAUCUCAGUAUUUCUUUAUUACACCAAAGCUCCUUCAAAAUCUUCCUUAUUCUGAAAAGAUGACAGUAUUGUUUGUCUACAAUGGUCCUCAUAUGCUGGAACCAAACAGAUGGAAUUUAAAGGCUUUCCAAAGGCGGCGGCGCCGUAUUACAUUCACUCAGCCUUCUCAAUGAAAGUGAAGGGCAGGAACUUUGGGACUUUUCUGUUAAAUCCUAUAUGUAAGUGUGGCUCAACUGAAUAAAAGUCAGAUUCAUUAAGACUAAAGGAUCAGUUACUUUUGAAACCUGCUAUUAGAUACAAAUGGGUUGAUGAAGAGAGACCAUAAUAACUUCUUUCUGUGGAACAUCAUCUGGUAGUAAAAUUUAAAUAUUGUGUCCUUAGCACUCUGACAAUAAGUGACUGGGUCCCCACUUUUACAGUAUUUGCUACUCAAAUCAGAACUACAGUGGAAGGGAUUAUCAGUUACAAGAAGUUUAGUUGAUAUGGGGGAACCCUGAGCUUUACUUGCAGAGUAAUUUUAACUACUUUUAGAGUCUAAAGAUGACUCUACAGCUUAAGUCCUAGUUUCUCCCAGUGUUAUAAUUUUUAAAAUUUGGUAUGGAAAUGUCUAAUGUAUAGUAAUAAUUUAUGACAAAUCUAUUCAUUUCUUCCUAUUAAAAAGAUUACCUUAUCUCCACUAGGAAAUGGGAUUUUAGGGACCUUUAAAAAAAACAGUUUUAUGAAACUUGAUACUGUAAUUGUAUUGGUAUCUCAAAGGAGGGAAAAGUACUGGGAGCAGGACUUCUUUGAAAUGCCACAAGAUGGCCACUAGAUGAUGCAAAAUCCAACCAAAAGAUUGACAGAGAAUAAAGUGGCAAGAAUUUUUAAAGAAUAACCCUGUAAAAUGUGGGUGGGUCUUUUUAGGGUUAAUCAUUUUUUUCUUUUUUUAAUUUAAAGUCAAUUUUUACAUCUUAAAUUUCUACAGCAUUUUUAUAAUUAUUUUUAGUAAAAUUUUUCUUAACAUUUCUUAUACUGGUUUCUACAGUUUAUAUUUAAAAUUUCUCAGUGUUACGUAGAGUGAGCAAAAGCAUUGAUUUGUUUAAAACCAUAAUAUUUUUAGACCUUAAGCUUAUGUAGGUCCUUUUAAUUUACAGUGUUGAUCCUACCCCAGUAUCUUAGAAAAUCUAAUUUAAACUGUUCUUGGAGCAUGGAAGAAUCAGAUUAGAAAAUCAUUUGUUUAUCUCUGAGUUAUACUAAUUAACAGUGCCAAAACAUUCUAUUCUUUAAAAUCUUGUAAAAUAAAGAACUGGAGCAAGGACAUAUCUUUAAACGGUGGAUUGGAUCUGUAGAGGUAAUGACAAUUAUUUUUUUGACUUGGUAGCUUGACUAAAUUGAAAAAUUGCAUUCAGUUUGGGUUUUAUAUGUUCUUAAAUAGCUACUGAAAUUUAUAUUCUUGUUAAGUCAAAAAGUAAUGAAAGUCUUCAUCCUCUUAUUUGGACAUUUUCUCUUUAAAAAGCUAUUUUUUUCUUUAUAAAAAUUUUAAAAGAACCUUCCCCUCUUAAAUUAAGUCUAAUGCAUGUACUAUGAAAAUAUUUUAAAAUAACAUUUUUACUAGUGCAAACAACUCAUGUAAACAUUGAAAAUGUUGGUAACAUGUUAGUAAAUGAAUGUUGUUACCAAAUGUUUUGUUGUUAAUACUUUGUUUUCCAUCAAAGUACCUUUACUAAUAUGUGCUUGGUGUAGUUCAUUUAUUGUCUAAGUGCCAGUCAUCUUAUUUCUACAAAAUGAUCAUCAAUGUGAGAAAAGUUUGAAGAUUUUUUUCAGUUUACAUAUGCCAGUAAUUAUUCCAAACCUUGUUUAUAAGCAUUUGUAUCUCUAGUGGACAAAUACUUGGUUUUACACUGAAAGUUGAGCUUCGAAGAAUAAAUUAUGUAUUUUAACAUUAAUAAAAUAGUAAGUUCUGCACAAUAACUCAGCCACUUGAAACUUCACAUAUUUUCUGAAAAAGUUGAUUUUAAUUAAAAAUUGUAAAAACUUCAUAUAAUAGUCUUAUUUGAUGAAUAAAAUAUUUAAAACCCUAAAAGGUGACAAGCAAUUAUUUGUAAUGACAAAAUCUUAAUUGAUUUGCCUAAGGUUUUUGCAUUAAAAGGAAAGAUUUCUUGCUGCUUUCUAAUUGUCUUUUGGACGUGUGUUCAUUUUCUUUGGAGUAUGAAUCUUUAGUGUCUAAAAAAAUGUAAUUUGGGGGAAUUCCUGGUGGUCCAGUGGUUAGGACUUUGUGCUUUCACUGCCAAGGGCCCAGGUUCAGUCCCUGGUCGGGGAACUAAGAUCCUGCAAGCUGUGCAGCAUGGCCAAAAAAAAAAAAAAAAGGUGUAAUUUUGUCCUGCUACUAUGUAUCUGCAGGUGUAACUGGAAAAAAACUUUGUGGGAAAUGCUACUUUGUUGGUAAUAAAUGCUGUAUUUUCAUGUUC
Messenger RNA from Capra hircus (goat), 5689 nucleotides. It is a transcript of the gene SMC5, whose product is annotated as structural maintenance of chromosomes 5. Bases 101 to 3415 code for a protein of 1104 amino acids. Gene Ontology annotation, cellular component: Smc5-Smc6 complex. Gene Ontology annotation, molecular function: ATP binding; ATP hydrolysis activity. Gene Ontology annotation, biological process: double-strand break repair via homologous recombination. Lineage: Eukaryota; Metazoa; Chordata; Mammalia; Artiodactyla; Bovidae. The record is from RefSeq and is a predicted model, not a curated record. The transcript has 25 exons.